UUAGCAAAUAUUGAAAUAAUAGGAUGAUAUCGUCAAAUUACGUCUAAAUCUACAUUAUUCUAGACUAGACAUUCAAGAUUCACCUUACUAGAUUAGAUCUAUCUAGACUAGACUUCUACUUCUAGACUGAAAUCUAAACCCUAAAGUUGCAUAAAAACUUAUUGAAGUUAUUGAGUAUAAUUGAGCCUUAGUUUUAGUUUUAGCAGGGCCUUGGCCUUGGGCGCCUUGGCGGCACUACUAGUACUAGUCACUAGGCCAGGCCAUAGGGCUAGCCCUAGUAAGGCUCCUAUGUAAAUAAUGAAUAAUUAUAAGUUGAAUAAAUAAAGACUACUCAGACUCUCAGUGACACUGACAAGUUAGAUCUAGUUACUAGUUGACAGUCACAGUCUUUGAGUCUACUUGCUCAGUCAUAUUAACUUUUUAACUCAGUUUACUCAGUAUUGUCAGUAACUACUGACACUGAGUGACUAGUCAGUCUAAGCUUUCCUGUUAUUUGUGAAUCUCAAAGAGUUUAUAUAUUUGCUGACAUUCAAAGUGUCAACAGUAAAUAAUAUUUGAAGUGUCCUUGUUGACCAUGGAACUACAUGAAAGCAGCUUUGUUAGCUUAUUGUCCAAUCUACGAUCAUCUACUUUAUACAAUGAGCUUUUUGUAGCAGCUCAGGAAGAGGCACAAAAAUCUAAUGUUCGAUUAUCUGACUUGAAAAAGUGUGUUCAGAGUGGAUUAGUUUCAGCAGGUUGGGAUAAGAAACUUCGCAAUGCUGUUUACCAUAUUAUACAGUCACAAUAUAAGCUUUUCAAAAGUAGCCCACUAGCUAGCCCUGAGUCAGAGAAAGAACCUAUUGCAUACAUACUGAAAGCACAGUUUGUAUGGGAGAAGAAAAUUUUAAAAAGUUUGAAUAGCAUGUGUACCGAACUAACAGUUCCUUUAGCCAGAUCAAGGUCAGAAAAAGACAAGAAGGAUUUGGCAGCCAGAUGGUCAGAACUUGGUGUAGAUGGUCCUGCUAAAAUUUGCUCUUCAGAUUUAAGUCAGAUUCGUCCAGUUUAUGCACCAAAAGAUUUUCUUGAAGUUUUAGUUGGUCUUCAAAAUCCAAAUAGUGCAAACACAGGAAAUAUGGGAACCUAUGACUUACCCUGGGGCUUAAUUCAAGUCUCACUAAAAGUGAAGACACUUAAUGAAUUGAGAGUCCAGUACAGUGAAAUGGCUAUUACUCACUGCCAGACAGGUACUGAUGACCUGCCAGAUAUACCUCCAGAGCUGUUUGAAAACGAGCGCUCAAAACUUGGCAAAAAAGUGAUAGCAGCCAACCAUGCCCCAACAGCAAGAGAAUAUUCUAAAAGAGGUUGUCCUGUAUCAAUGAGAGCAGAUUUGUGGUGUCAAAUUUUAGGUGUUGAUUUACAAAAUGUGGAUUAUUUGUACUAUGAGCAAUUGAAAAGUUAUGUUUUACAACAUGAUCUGCUAGUAGAUAGUUUGCUAUAUAAAGAUGUGAAAUUAACAGCCACAAAUGAUGAUCAAUAUUUUGUCUUUGAAGAUUUUCUUUAUCAGGUUCUGCUGCCUUUCUCUAGAGAUAGUGUUGUGUUGAAACAUUUUGCGUACAACAGUGCCACACCACCAAAGUCUUACAUCCGAGGGAAGCUUGGCAUUGAGGAAUUUGCAGUAACAUAUCCUCCUAAUGGUGUGAUACCAUUUCAUGGGUUUGCAAUGUACGUUGCUCCACUAUGUUACUUGUACAAUGAUGUUGUUCGGCUCUACUAUGUAUUCCGGCACAUGUAUGUGAACUACUUUUUUAGACUACAUAGUGUUUCUUCACAUCCUCAGGGAAUUGUAGCUUUAAGUCUUCUGUUUGAGAAACUUCUACAGGCUGAAGAACCAGAAUUAUUUUAUCAUCUUAUACAAGUUGGUUGUCAGCCCUUGAAAAUUGCCUUUAAGUGGCUCAUGAGAGCUUUUUCUGGCUUUUUAGCCAGUGAUCAAGUACUGCUUUUAUGGGAUAGAAUUUUGGCAUUUGACUCUAUGGAGAUUCUUUCAGUUUUGGCAGUUGCAAUCUUUUCAUUUAGAAAAACAAACUUGUUAAAAGUGCAAUGCAUGAGUACUGCAGAGGCUGUUCUUGCAGACUUGUUCACUCUUCAGAUAGUGCCUCUGCUUCAGUUGUCAUUAUUUUCAAAAUAAUUGUGCAGAAGUUACUAGGUUAAUGAAGAUCAUUUUGCUCAGCAAGUAAAAUUAUACAUUAAGGUUUAGUUUACAUUUUGUUUUCUAAAAUAUUCUGAUGAGAAAUAUUUUUUUUGUUGUGAUUUUGUACAUAAUAGUUUACAAGGAUAAUACUGGUACUGCGCAUCUAAUUUUUGUUCCAAUUUUGAUGAUAAUCUCACAUUUUUUAUUAUAUAUUUUUCAUCAUACACCAGACAUAGACUCAGUCUUGACAACAUUUACAUCACUCUUCGCCUGUCUAUUUACAGCAGCUUUUCUAAAUUUAGACUUACCUUCAGCCCCCAUUUCACAGCAGCUUUUCUGAAUUUAGACAUACCCACAACACUCAUUGGUCGAUGUUACUUCAACCUUAUUGAAUUUAGAUCUAUCCAUAGCACAUCAUUGGUUUAUUUCAAUAAAAUUCACAUACAUCUAUAUAAUUAAAAACUAUUUUAGUCCCUGUGGGAUAAAAUAUAAUAUCCCCAGUACAUUGUGACCCUCUGGUUGAUUCAAUUUUUGAUGACUUUGUGAUUUACAAUGGUACUUAAAACUUUUGAUCAACCCUAAAUUAAACUCACACUAUAUUUAGUCAAAGAAUAAAAUAAGCGAUAGCUUAUCAUUGUUGUUAUAUAAGUAAGUGAAAUAGCUUGUCAUUGUUGAUAAGUAAGUGAAAUUUAAAUGAUUUAUACUUAAUCAUGUUGUACUGAAGUGAAUUACUUUGCAUUUUAAAUUAAUUAUUCAUUUUUGCUUAAGUUUUCAAAUAAUAAUUAUGCCAAGUUUUGAUUUAGCUUGUAUAAAUUUGUUUACGUUGACAUGUUUGCUCAACAUAUUUCUAAACUGCUGAUGUAAACACUGGAAUGUUAUACACGUCCUGACACUUUUGGUGCUUAAAUUCUGUUCUUGUAAACUAUAUAAAGUUAUUGUGGCCACCAUGAAACUAAAGACAAUUUGUAGUUGGAACAGUGUUAAGGUCAACCUAUCAUGCAUUGUGUCAGAGUGGCAUAAAUCUAUUGGCUACUUAACUGAGUAAGCUCAAGUACAAAUCCUGUUGGUGUCUUGGAAAUUGAAAUUUGUGAUUUUACUUGACCUGAGUGUGUUAACUGAUCUGCCUUUAGGCAGCACAGAAACCUUUUCUGGGAAUAUUCCUUUACUAACAUGAGAUUGGACCACAGUGCACUGAGGAUGACUUGUACUAUUCAAAAGCAAUAAUAAUUGAAAUGUAUGGCUGGUGACUGGUACUACAGUAUGUGUUGAUAAGUUCUAGUACUCAAACAUAUCAGUAAAAUAUAAGGUACAUACAUUCAUUGACCUUUAAA
Messenger RNA from Biomphalaria glabrata, 3498 nucleotides. RefSeq names its product TBC1 domain family member 19-like. Lineage: Eukaryota; Metazoa; Mollusca; Gastropoda; Planorbidae. The transcript is spliced from 18 exons. The coding region runs from base 575 to 2164 and encodes 529 amino acids. The record is from RefSeq and is a predicted model, not a curated record.